Messenger RNA from Leopardus geoffroyi (Geoffroy's cat), 1059 nucleotides. RefSeq names its product chromosome C1 C1orf185 homolog (gene CC1H1orf185). The record is from RefSeq and is a predicted model, not a curated record. NCBI's taxonomy places the organism in Eukaryota, Metazoa, Chordata, Mammalia, Carnivora, Felidae. Bases 9 to 743 code for a protein of 244 amino acids. The transcript has 5 exons.
AGGUUUUUAUGACAUCACUUCCAUUCAAAUUCCAUUGGUUAGAACUCCAUCAUAUGGCUUCACCUAAUGGUUUUUUAAACCCCUUAACCUAUUUUCUGGCUGCUGGUGCUGUUACUUUGGGAAUUGGUUUCUUUGCUUUGGCAUCAGCUUUGUGGUUCCUGAUUUGCAAACGAAGAGAAAUAUUUCAAAAUUCCAAAUUUAAAGCAACUGAUGAGAGAUGCAGGCAAAGAUCGUCAAAGGCAAAGAUUAAAUCUCAUUCUCAGUGUGUUUUUAUUUCUCGAAACUUUCAUACUGGAGGAUACCAAUUACAGGAGGAACAAAGAAAAAAGGAAACAGCAUGUAUAAAAGCAAAUAGAGAUCACUCUAAAGAUGAAUUCUGCCUUGCAACAAAAAAGGUCAUUUGUGACCCUUCAGAGACUAGCUCGACAACACAUCCCAGCAGUGUUACUUUAAGCUUAUCGACACUACAAUCUGAUUCUCAUUACAGCCAAAGUAUAGAUGCAGCUGAUGACUGGUUUUCUGACGAUACUCUAGCAAAAAAGAGCUCUCCAAUGCCUUUCCUCAGAGAACCUCUAAUGGAAAAAGUAUUUUCAUACCUGUCAACAAUUUCAUUAGAAGAAUGUACUGAAAAUGUACUGAAUAUGACACUUUAUGAUGAUCAGAAAGAUGACAGCAUUAAGGAAAUAUUUUCACGAAGAAAUGCAGAAGUUGAAAUACAAAAAUUUCAACAUAAUAUUGAAUGACUUUUUUCUUUUGAAACUUUGUGUACACUGAAAUCAUGGAAAGUUAAAACCAAAUUACCAGCUUCUGAGUCUCUUAAAAUGUCCAUACUAAUAUUACUUUUCUUAUUCCUUGCCAUAUAGUGGUCCUACUUCCCUUGCUGAUUCUUAUUUCUAGAAAUAAUUACAGGAAGAAUUAGAGUGACAUCUUGAACAUUAAGCUUAACUCCUUGUAUCUCAUCAAAAGAUAUAACAAAUAAUACAAAUAUAUUUCGACAUGCAGGAAAAUAAGAAAUCUUCAGCACAAAUAGAGUUUUGAAUAAAACAUUCACAACAUUCC